Messenger RNA from Closterium sp. NIES-65, 1203 nucleotides. Lineage: Eukaryota; Viridiplantae; Streptophyta; Zygnematophyceae; Desmidiales; Closteriaceae. The record is from the annotation of a GenBank genome assembly.
AUGGACCCAUCCGUGAGACGGGAUCCGGAGCUGGAGGGUUCCGCGGAGAGCUCGCUACCGCAGCCUGCGCCUGCCGGGCCUCGUCCGCGUCUCCCUGCGCACCCCUCCGCGAGCGAGCCCGUGCACCACUUUGAGCGGGUUCAAACGCUUCCCCAUCGUCCUGCCGCGCGCCCCGCCUCGCCGGAGUAUUCGUGGGCGCCUGCUCGUGUUGCGUCGAACCGCCCGGACGGUCAGCCGCGGCAGGAGCGCGGGUGCUCGCCUCUGCGGCACCCUCAACAGCCGCCCUCUCCUCGCCGCCCUUCUCCUAAGCGUCGCGAGAACUAUCAGCGCGGGGAGGGGGGUAAGCGUUCUCCUGCACGUCCUCUCUCCCCUCGACGCCCAUCCCCUCGUGGUCAGGCAGGCCAGCGCUCACCGCGAGCGCGAUCCCCCGCGCAACGUUCUCCUCGGCUAUCUCCGGCGACGCGGGGGAGGGGGUCGCCUGGUCGUCGCUGGGAUUCGGGUCGCCGCGAGCAGUCCCCCCCGCGUCCACAUUCGGCUGGUUCUGGGGGACGGCGGGGCUGGCGGAAGGGCGGAGGGCGAGGCGGGAAUGGCAACCAGCCUGAUCCAGCCCUCGAUCAUGCUGCGGACACGUUCGUGGAGGUGGUGAGGCAGGCCCGGGCGAGUGGGGCGCCGACUCACGUCCAUAUUGAGGUGACCAACGGUCCCCCCUUCGCCGCGGACCCAGGCCAGGUUCCCGGCUUCUCUGCGCCGCGCUUGGCUGUUGGCCGGACUCUUGGCUGGUCGGCGGCAUUUCCGCGCGAAGCGCAGACUGCACCUCUCCCCACUCGCGCGGGGAGAGACCCCAUGCUGACCAUGUGCCGGGUUCUGAAUCUGGCGGAGGCGUGCGAGGUGGUGGCGAACUUGCAGCUGGCGGUGUGUGGGGCCACGAGGAGCUUUCCGAGCAGUUUUGGUCCAGGGACCCGAGGAUCCUGCGUGACUUUGGCAGAAUCACUCGAGUCGCCGUUGGCACCCGUAUCGGACGCGCCCGCCGGGGUAGCUCCCUUAGCCCGUACUUUCCCCCGCCACGUGGGGGAUCUUGUAGGGGCUGCUCAAGCCGGGACCCCCUUGGACACGCUCCAGUCGUCGGCGCAUCUCCUUCUUGCGUUGUCGGCGUGCAUGCGCUCGAUGCUUGAGGUGGAGGGGGCGGAGCCGUACACGAUGUAG